ACCGAGAGUGAGUCUUUCUCGUGUCGGAAUAAAAUUGUCCUUCUUUAAUUGUGAAGAUGAUGAUGUUCAUUUGCCUCCAAUGAAACAAAUUAAGCUCAAUCAUUUGCCUGAAGAACUCAAGAUGGACACCAACCAUAUCUCGACCCAACGCAGCCCGGUGCCGUCUUCGCGACAGCCCGUCCGCGUGAUAUUGUGGGCCGUCCCUCGCUCACUAUCAACGGCAUUCCUGAGAAGCAUUGAUAACAUGUCAUGUCCGGUGGAGAUCUUCCACGAGCCGUACUCCGCGGCGUAUUACUUCGGCCCGGAGAGGCGUGCCCCGUCCGGACCGGCCAUCCCACAGGAAAACCAGUACACGUACGACUGGGUUCGGAAACAGCUGGAGGCGGACUACAGCGGGUGCGAGACGAUCUUCUGCAAGGACAUGGCGUUCGCAGUGGACGGCCGCUACGAUGCCAUUCCAGACGGGUUCAGGCACACCUUCAUCAUCCGCAAGCCUACCAAAGCCAUCAUGUCCUUCCAUAAAGUGGUCAACGGCUACCCGGGAUACACCGAUGAAGUCUCAGUCAAAAACGGCCUUCCGAAAGGGUAUGCCUUCAAGGAAUCGUACGAUCUGUACAACCACAUCUGCCGGACUUACAGAGAGAAACCGAUCAUUAUUGAUGCCGAUGAUCUGUGCCGAUCACCCGAGGCCAUCCUGAAGAAGUACUGCGAGACUUUGGGAUUACCGUUCUCCGAGGCCAUGCUGUCAUGGAAAUCGAAUGACAGCAUCAGUUCCAGGUGGCACUGCGCACCGUCGCUGAGCAUGCUCAACUCGUACAUGGGGACCUAUGACCGUGCCCUGAGGAGCACCCACUUCAUCCCCAAGUGCGAGACCAACUGUGAAACUGUCUCAAAUACCGAACUGCCCAAUGAUGUGAUUGAGUGCUGUGAACACAGUGAACCUUACUACCAGAGCUUGUACGAACUCAGACUGAAACCUUGAAAAAAAAAACUGGAAUAUUAUUUUUUCCAUUUUCAAUUCUGUGGAGAAACAACUUUUCGAAUAUUUUCGUGGUCAGUCAACUCGUAAAAUACCCUACCACAGGUAACUAAAUUGCAAAGAUAUAAUCGUUGAUUCAAAGUUGUUGUCUGUGAAACAUUUGAGGCUCGAGAGUGCCGCAACCUAGUGGUCUAAAGUGCACCGGACUCAAACUCUGGCGGACGGGUCAUCAUAGAGUGGGCUCGACUGCCUGCGGAAGAACGUGUGUUAUUGGAACUUUUUAUUCAAGGACACACGUUACCAGGGAUUAUACAAACGAUUAUUUGAUUCUCAAUGAAAUUACUAAAAUGUUUGGUCCUUGACACAGAAAAUAGUUACAAAACGAUGAUCGUCAUUCAAUCAGAAAAGAAAGACAAAACCUUGAUGACGAGUAAAGUAGUAAGCAAAUGAGUUUGCACACUUGCCCAUUGUACACAUUAUGCGACACCAUCGGUCUACAUCGAGACGAUCAGCAACAUUGGGGAAAAAUGAUUUGUAAAUAAUGUAACUUUUUGUAAGAAAGUCGUAUACGUAUAUAUUAGAAUUCUAAACAUUUCAUAUGGGAAAAAAGAUUCUUUGUCGGUUCAGGAAAAUUAAUUUGAUGAUCAUCUGACGAGAUCGUAGUAUAAUUUAUCCAAUCAAAUAAUGGUUGUGUAUAUUACUGUAAUAAUCUUAUCGAUGUUCGAGUGUCCAUUUAAUUACUAAAUAAACUUCUUAGUGUACAUUACAAUGUUGUUAUUUUUUUAUGUGUGAAAAGAAAAGGGUGGACAAUUCAGCAUAGAGCAACCGCGGCAUGGCUUUACCAAACAGUUUUAGUUAUAAACAUAAUGAUUCGCAUCAAUUUAAGAACGCAUUGACCAAUAGUUGCUUUAAUUUUCAUUUUAAGUCCAACACUUGAAAUUGUUAAACCUUCAGAUUCAUCUUAAGAUACGUUGUUAAUUUUAUAACCAAAUAGAUGUUUUUUUGUAUUGUCGUGAAAUCACAUUUUAAAGACAGUGGACACUAUUCGUAAUUGUCAAAGACUAGCCU
Molecule: messenger RNA, 2047 nt
Organism: Asterias rubens (European starfish)
Lineage: Eukaryota; Metazoa; Echinodermata; Asteroidea; Forcipulatida; Asteriidae
Product: branched-chain-amino-acid aminotransferase-like protein 2
Exons: 2
Coding region: 80-982 (300 amino acids)
Source: RefSeq, a predicted model, not a curated record